CCAGGGGGUUGAGAGAGAGAGCGGGGUGUGAGGGUGGAAACUGAAACCACAAAUUAUCGACCUCAAACAACGGCAUCUCCGCUAUUUCGGCACCUACUCCGGUGGAGUCCACCUCCACUCCUCCAGCGAGUCACCACUGGGCACUGGCCACCGCCACCUCGGCCCCGCUCCUCACGUUGUCAUCCGUCCACACUGCACCCGCUCCUCUCCGUCUCCCCAACAGUUUCAUUCCUCGAGGGGGAUCGCUUGUCGGCGGGGAAGCAAAGCUUAGUUCUUGACGCCCAACCUCCCCGUUGCCUAUUCGCCUCAGUGGCAGGAGCUUUGCCUUUCAAUUAGUAGAAUGGUCUUGAUCAGGUUUAUAAGGGAAUUAGGCCCGAAAACUGUACAGGCACGCUGUUUGUUUGAAGGAAAACCAGGAAAAAACUCACCACGUCAACCCAGAUGACAAACCCUGGCAACUCACAUACACAUAAAGGACACCCAAUGGAGCCCACCAAACGUCAUCAUUGCCGAGCUUACCACAAGCAGCAAUAAGAAGCUCUUGCUUCCCACUGUGAACAUCAGCCAAGGACCCUGUCAUGCCACCGCAAACUCACAACAAGCCUUGGCCUCCCAAGAAGUGAUCGUGGCAUGUCAUCAUUGUUGAGCUUCGUUGCACCAAAAAUGAAGCAGCUCUGACUCCACCACUGCAGAUCACCCUCUAGGAGAGCCAAAGACGCACCACAAGCAAGCAACAAACCCGAAAGAGCUUUACUUCGUCGCAAAUUCAAAGGCUUGCAGACAAAUCGAUGCUAGGCAGACGGGCCAAAAGCAUGAGGCCGCUACAGGCCAUCGUUGCCAUGCUCAAGCGCAUCAUGAAGAACAACUCCAAUUUCCUACCUCGAACAAAAAACACUCCCCCUGGCAGCUGCACAAACAUCAAUAGAAACCCCAAGUCGUCGAUGAAGGAGAUUUCAUCCUGUGUUAUCGUUGCCAAGCCAUAUCCCUUGACGCAACAGCUUUGACUUCACGCUACAAGACCAAUCCCCACACGUCAAGCAUGCAUGGAGAAGUGAAGGGCAACCACCAAAGGUGACAUCAAUUGAUGUCUAGAAAAAUUCCAAUAGCAACGCCUUGAGGAAGGCCAUGAUAGUGCCACCAUCGCUCAUCCAAAAAAUGUAUAGAGUUCUCACCCUUGGAGGACAAGGGCGAGGGGCUGGAGAGGAUGCCCCCCCUGACAGCAGGGCAGGAGAGGUGCCGCCUGAGUCGCCCAGGAGAGCGACUGGGGCCCUGGGGAAAGAAAAGGGUGUCUGUCUCUGAUUGCCUUGGCCUUUGGUUCAUACAUUUGCUUUUAUACUUUUCUGUAGUGGGAUAUCAGAUUCACUUUGUCAAAUUAUUCCUUGCAGGAAUUUGGGAAUUAUGUCUCUUUGAGGGGAAUCAAGGGACUUGCUUUUACUUGUCUGGGCUCCAUGUCUAAGUGGGAGCCAGUCACGUUUCAGGAAUCUCUUAGCUUUGUUAAGAAAGUAAAGGCACGUGACUACAUGCUAUACAUAUCAUUGCUCGAUGUGCUCAACCGGAAUGAUCAAAUCCCUCUGCAAGCUUACAGCGAGCUCUCGCUUCUGUUUCAGCAUCACGAAGAUCUGUUAGCGGAGCUGUCGAAGUUCAGGCCCCUCCCAUGCCCAAACAACGUUUAUACACACGGCUCGAUUUGGAUGAUCAUAUUCCUCAUGCCUUUUCUGCUCCUGAGCCUUGUCCUCGCCUUGAGAAGCCAUUGAAGUGUUUCCUGCUCCAUAGACUGUUGCGAGCCUAAAUGAUUUGUCGUAGCACUAACACCUAGUUGUUGUAUAUAGAUAUAUGGAUGGGGUUCUAUAUCCUGUAAUUUCUUUAUGAUCUCCUUGUACGCUCGUGCGCACGGAAAUAAUCGUACAAUAUUAUUUCAGUCGCGGCAGUCUGGCAGUAUGUAAAGCCUAAACAGAGAUCGUUUGACCUCGUCCAAUCGGAAAUUCAGCUUUGUACAGAGAAUUUUUGGUUUUUUUAGUCUAUAUACAGUUUAAACAGGUAUGAACGACAAGGAGAAAUUUGCAGUGAA
Molecule: messenger RNA, 2068 nt
Organism: Zea mays
Lineage: Eukaryota; Viridiplantae; Streptophyta; Magnoliopsida; Poales; Poaceae
Exons: 4
Coding region: 1449-1754 (101 amino acids)
Biological process (GO): regulation of DNA-templated transcription
Source: RefSeq, a predicted model, not a curated record